Priceomyces carsonii is the source of this 306-nucleotide messenger RNA. RefSeq lists its product as uncharacterized. The transcript has a single exon. Bases 1 to 306 code for a protein of 101 amino acids. The record is from RefSeq and is a predicted model, not a curated record. Lineage: Eukaryota; Fungi; Ascomycota; Pichiomycetes; Serinales; Debaryomycetaceae.
AUGCAAAAAAAUUGGUAUCGUCAUAUCUCGUGGAGCCACACUCUUCACUGCGAUGAGAUGUGCGACAUUAGAAAAAAAAACGUUAAAAACGACAUUUCCGCGACACAAUCAUCAAAGUGGGAUAGCCGGAGAAAAUCGGCACGUGAUUCACAUACCUCUUCAACGGACUUGAGAUAUACUAGCUACCUCCUGCAAGUGGGUGCCGAUCGUCAUCCUGAAGCUCUAAAUCCUAAGAGCCCCGAAAGCACUUUCGUUAAUACCCCGCUAUCUAAUCAUACGCCCUCUUGGCGGAGGGGGGUCCUUUAA